GGUGCUUUAGAGCAAAUAAAAUUGUAAUCCCACUUUAAAUAAAUUGAUUGAAUUGAUAAUGUGCAGUAAUGUAGUAGAAAAACCUUUAAAAAUGUGUCUCUAAAAGUGUAAUGUAAGGAGUUCUUGUUGUUGUUACAUGUGGUAGUCAGAGUUAGCUAUGUCGACAAAACAUUGUAUACUCGUCUGUUUACUAUAUCUCUGUUCGUCAACUCUGGCUUCGGACGAGCCUAAAGAGUUCGUGGUAGACUGUAGUACGUUAAGGUUAGGGCAGUACAUUUGCCCGGAUCCGAGCAUGGACCAAAUAGACCCGGAUACGCAGCAGUUUAGAGGCUGCUCUCCAGGGAAAGAUGUGCCUUCAGAGGGGGAGGCAGAAGUGUUAUGCAGAGCUGCUGACGGAAUAAAAUGCGAAGGAACUUCAAAUUCCACAUUCAAAAGAAAGAUGCCAUGCAAAUGGACAAACGGAUACUCGUUAGAGAUAUCGCUGCUGCUGUCCGUGUUCCUGGGGAUGUUUGGAUUGGACCGGUUCUAUCUCGGGUAUCCAGGCAUCGGGCUGGCAAAGCUGUGCACGUUGGGAUUCAUGUUCUUGGGGCAGCUGUUGGACAUUAUCUUGAUAGCUGCACAGAUAGUAGGCCCAUCAGACGGCUCAGCCUACGUCAUCCCAUACUACGGAGCCGGGGUAACGGUCAUCCGCAGCGACAACGAGACCUACCUCCUACCGCAGACCGACUGGCACAACAUCACUUGACAGUGGGGCACCAUCUCUUUUGUUGAAGAUGAGGACUAUGAGUGGACUUGAUUGUGGGAGUUCUAUUAUGUUGGUUAAUUUUUUUUGGUGGGGUCCAAAAUUUUUGAACCUAAGACCACAGUCUGGUAAUUUUGUGAGUAGAAAAAUGUGGUAAUUUUUUAAAGUGUUCGCGCGAAGUGAACUCUCGUAGCAUAAACACCCCAAUAAUCGACAUGUUAAGACCCAAUAUUCGACACCUUGCUGUCAACAUUAUUGCUGUGACAUUAUGAUUGAAAAUAGAAUUUCCCGCCUUUUUCUUCGAACAAAUUGGUUUGCUAGAUUAGAGGGUUUGGAGACCCAUGUUUUAACCUUUUCGACGCCGUGUCAAACACAAAAGCUGUCACUCGGACGCCACGUCACCGAAGUUUCAAAACUGAAAUUGAACUUUAUGCAUAUGCACGUAGGUCUGUGUUGCUCUGUGGUCUGUGACGGAUUAAUCGGUCUUUGGCGUUGAACCUACGGUGCGGAUAUAUCGGUAAUUGGCGUCCAAAAGGUUAACAAUGUCCACAUAUAUAUAAAGCUUAUGCUUAUGUUCUGACCACGAGCUCCGUGUUUUUCAUGCGUACAUGGUUUGGGGGGACAAACGGGGCUCCUGUAAAUCUGUUUAGAGCUCGAGCGCAGUGUACUAAAGGUGAAUGAGUUAAAAUGUCAUUAAAUGUGGCUAGCACAAGUGACGCGUUUUAAGUUGUAAAACAUUCUGAUCUCUUUAUGAUUAGUAAAGCGUAACACUGCAGGAUGGCUUAGGGUCGGUUGCACCAAACCGUCCGUCACCGUUAAAGCAUUCGCAAAAUUUUAAUGUAUGGGAAGUUUCAUACUACACUGUCGAUUGACGUUAAUCAGUCCGUUAAAUGUGGUUGGUGCAACUGGCCCUUAGUGUGGCUUAGUUUAACCACUAGCGGCCCACCAUACAAGAAAAUUGCCAGUAAAAUUUGAGUCAUAGGCAUUCGAAUAUAGAGUUGAAUUUGUUUUGUUUUAAAAUCGAACGAAACAAAAUCAACUCUGUUCCAUUUUAUUAUUAUGAGUAUUAUGAUUCAAAUUUUAUUAGAGGUAAUUUGUGCUUGAAGCCCAAGAGGUUAAGGGCCAGUGUGCUGUGCGUAGCAUAGAACCGAUGGCCGCUGGGGCAGUAACAGUGGCACUGCUGACCAGAUGAGCGGGACCCCCAACAAUAUAGAUGAGAAAUUAUCGCGUGAGUUGCGAUGUUAUGCUCAGUUGUGCUAGCCCCACAGUUUAGAGAUUAUGUACCUAUAUAUACCCGGUCAAACAACAUGUCAGUGGAAAAUAUGCGAAAUUCUAAUUUUCUAUAGGACGAUUACCCUUCGCGCCUACAUAUUUUCAAUUUGCCACAUUUUUCUACUGACAGAAAUGGCUUGACUGGCUAUAGCUUUUCAUCUCAAAAACGACACCUCCCUACUAGUUUGAGAUAGGUUUAUCUUCUUUGGUGGCAUUUUUUAAAUCAUGUUGUAUUGUUGUUUGUAGUUGUCUGUGAUGGCAAAAAAGAGUGGUCACAUUAUUGCGUAUACUAUGUGGAGCCCUUAAAUUUUGUGAUAUAGAU
Cydia splendana is the source of this 2336-nucleotide messenger RNA. RefSeq names its product TM2 domain-containing protein CG10795 (gene bisc). Lineage: Eukaryota; Metazoa; Arthropoda; Insecta; Lepidoptera; Tortricidae. The coding region runs from base 158 to 745 and encodes 195 amino acids. The record is from RefSeq and is a predicted model, not a curated record. The transcript has 3 exons.